Messenger RNA from Saccostrea echinata, 1567 nucleotides. RefSeq lists its product as uncharacterized. The transcript has 8 exons. NCBI's taxonomy places the organism in Eukaryota, Metazoa, Mollusca, Bivalvia, Ostreida, Ostreidae. The record is from RefSeq and is a predicted model, not a curated record. Bases 77 to 1156 code for a protein of 359 amino acids.
GGUGCGAAAUAUUUACCUACCCGAGCAUCUAAGCAGGGAUAAUCGGGAAUUUGUGGUUUUUAAGAAGAAAAGCAUCAUGUCGGUUGUUUGCCCACGUUUGAAUCCUUUUGCGUCAGACCCGAUCGUGAUUACUUCGCUGAAUCAAUAUGAACUUCGUUUGUCUACCUACAGCAGAAUCCCAGGAACGGAAGUGACGUUAUCAUGUGUGGAUGACCUACGUGUCCAAGGUCAGAGCGUCAUUAGGUGUCAAGAAGAUGGUAAUUGGAACUUUGAUUCGCGUCCAUAUUGCGCCAAACCAUCCCUGUAUGGUACCCCAACUGCAGAUGACCCGGUGACCUCUAACCUCCCUGACAGCGCUAAAAUUCUGAUUGGUGUGUUGGUUGCUGUGACGCUGGUUGUCACUAUCAUCAUGAUCUUCAUCAGCUGUCUCAUCCGAAGGAAGAUGAUAGAACUUCGAAGACACCAGGAACUCAGAGAAAAAUUUUCACAAACGGAUGAAGAGGAAAAAAGGAGUAGAGGACUCGUUUUCAUGAACAACAACACUCAACCACGAAGAUCCCUUAUCGAGUACGACUACGCUGCAGUUGCAAGCAGCGACAUCUCUGUGAAUGAAACCAGGAAUGAAAACUCUGUGACAACGCAUAGAACAAAUUCUAAACGGGAACCAAGUACACAUUUCAGUCAUCCAAAACCUAAUACAAAACCUGUAAGCAAUGGACCGAAACUGAGACGUCAUAGCGAGAUCGUUCAUAUGAAGAAUUUUAAUCACGAUAUUCGGUAUUCCUCCGCAAACUCCGACACGGCCAAGGUGUUCCAAUCUGUCAAUGCAGGUCUUCGCGGUGAUUCAAAGAAAAUAAACAGCAGACGACAACGAAGUCAUAGCGAGGCUGGACGCAGAAGCAGUGAGAUGACAACACCCUCUCCAAUAUCUGAAAGCGGAAAUUCAAAAGGCAGCAAAAAUAACCAAAUGAAUAGCAUUGCUCCCAUUUUUGCUAUUUCGGGAAGGACUGAUGGGUCAUUACACAGGGGUUCCAUUUCGCUUGGGGAGGAGGAUCAUCACCACACAGAUCUGACGGAAAUCAACACGGAUGCAAUGUCCUAUGGUCGAGAUCCAUUCCUCUGGAAAUCUGUGCCACGGGACUGGAAUUCACAUUGAAGUCAAGAUGUAAAGCAACAUUUUAUUAGCAUAAUAUUUAUGGACUCUAUUCAUUGUAAAAUGUGCCAUCGGAUUAUUAUAAAGAGUUCAUAUAUUUAACUGUGUAUUAUCAUGUUGUAAUUUUGAAUUUAUCUCUAUCAAAUCAUAUAAAGCAAUUUCAGCUUUAUGGACAGAUGACACAAACAACUUUUUUUUUCAAAAGCCAUGAAAAUAAUAACUAAAGUCAUAAAGCUAAAUGAGUAAGUUUAACCGCAUAGAUUUUGAUUUUUCAUUCAAAGUUUCACAAUAAUGUGAUUUUAAGUGACAAAAAGUUGUAUAGAUUAGUAAGGAUGGUUGCAGAAAGGUAAAUUUUGAAGAUCAUAGAAAGUUAACAAUCUUUUCAUAUUUUAGAAAUUUGAUACUUGCAAUCGA